Haemorhous mexicanus (house finch) is the source of this 2229-nucleotide messenger RNA. It is a transcript of the gene U2AF2, whose product is annotated as U2 small nuclear RNA auxiliary factor 2. Gene Ontology annotation, molecular function: poly-pyrimidine tract binding; pre-mRNA 3'-splice site binding. Gene Ontology annotation, biological process: mRNA processing. The record is from RefSeq and is a predicted model, not a curated record. NCBI's taxonomy places the organism in Eukaryota, Metazoa, Chordata, Aves, Passeriformes, Fringillidae. Gene Ontology annotation, cellular component: U2-type prespliceosome; U2AF complex; nuclear speck.
GGGCGGUGUCGCAGCGUUCGGGCUCCGGCUGGAAACGCCGCCCGCGCCGGGGUUCCCCCCACGCCCCCCGCCCCACAACGGCGCGGGACCCCCAAAAAAAACCCAAAACCACCGCGGGGCCCCCUAAAACACCUUUGGACCUCUCAAAAAACUCCGAGGAACCUUCAAAAUCCCCCCGAGACCGCCCAGAAAGCCCCCGGGCCCCCGAAAACCAGGGUAUUCCCAAUUCCUCCCCAGAUUCCCUCAGACCCCCCUCAGACCCCCCGGGCUCACUCCGGGGCUCUCCUUGGGAGGAUUUUGAGGCAAAAACCGAAAAAAAAGGGAAAAAAUUGCCCCCAAAAGUGAAAUCCCGCGAGACUUGGGCCCCGCGCGAGAACUCCCCCGGGCCGCCAGGGGGCGCCCUCUCCGCUCCCGCUUCCCGCCAAAAACGGCCCUGAGGGAAAGGGGCGGCGCGAACAGAAAAGAGGCGGAGCCAACCGGAGGGGGCGGGACCAACAGAAGUGCCUGGUUUUACCGGGGGGCGGCCGCCGGAAGUUGUGAGGCCCCCGGUGGAAUUGACGUAGGGGAGCUGAGAGGGUCCGAACAGGGACGGAAAAGCGCGAAAAGUGACGGAAAGCGGCGAAAAGUGCCCGGAACGGCGGCGGGGAGCGGCGAACAGGAACGGGAGAGAACCCAGAACGGCGGCGGACGGCGACCGGAAACGGAAAGCGCCGAGCGCGGCCGGAAAGCGCCGAGCGGAGGCGGAAAUAGGCGAACAUCGGCGGAAAAGCCCGAGCAGUGACGGAAAUCGGCGAGCGUCAGCGGAAAAACCCGAGCAGUGACGGAAAAGUCCGAGCUCCGGCGGAAAGGCCCCGAACCGGUGGCGGAAAACGCCGAGCGCGGCCCGAGCGGCGCCGGAAGUGGCCGAGCGCAGCCGGAAGUGGCCGAGCGCAGCCGAGCGCGGACGGAGCCGCCGCGGCCUGAGCGCGGCCCGGGAGAGGAGCGGGAGGCGCCGGGAGCGGCCGGGAGGCACCGGGAGGGCUCCGCGAGGGCUCGGCCAGCGCCGCCAUGUCCGACUUCGACGAGUUCGAGCGGCAGCUGAACGAGAACAAGCAAGAGCGGGACAAGGAGAACCGGCACCGCAAGCGCUCCCACAGCCGCUCCCGCAGCCGCGACCGCAAACGGCGCAGCCGCUCCCGGGAGAGGAGGAACCGCGACCAGCGCAGCGUCUCCAGGGACCGCCGGCGCCGCAGGUCACCCCUGAGCCUCUCGGGACCCCUGAGCCGCUCCCCCCGGCACGAGAAGAAGAAGAAAAUCCGGAAGUACUGGGACGUGCCCCCCCCCGGCUUCGAGCACAUCACCCCCAUGCAGUACAAGGCCAUGCAGGCGGCGGGGCAGAUCCCGGCCACGGCCCUGCUGCCCACCAUGACCCCCGACGGGCUGGCCGUGACCCCCACCCCGGUGCCCGUGGUUGGCAGCCAGAUGACGCGGCAGGCGCGGCGCCUCUACGUGGGCAACAUCCCCUUCGGCAUCACCGAGGAGGCGAUGAUGGAUUUCUUCAACGCGCAGAUGCGCCUGGGGGGGCUGACGCAGGCCCCCGGGAACCCCGUGCUGGCCGUGCAGAUCAACCAGGACAAGAACUUCGCCUUCCUCGAGUUCCGCUCGGUGGACGAGACGACGCAGGCCAUGGCCUUCGACGGGAUCAUCUUCCAAGGCCAGUCGCUCAAGAUCCGGCGGCCCCACGACUACCAGCCCCUGCCCGGCAUGUCCGAGAACCCCUCGGUCUACGUGCCUGGUGUGGUGUCCACGGUGGUCCCGGACUCCGCCCACAAACUCUUCAUUGGGGGCCUCCCCAAUUACCUGAACGAUGACCAGGUGAAGGAGCUGCUGACGUCCUUCGGGCCCCUCAAGGCCUUCAACCUGGUCAAGGACAGCGCCACGGGGCUGAGCAAGGGCUACGCCUUCUGCGAGUACGUGGACAUCAACGUCACCGACCAGGUACCCCAAAAUCUGCCCCAAAACAGCCCAAAAAUACCCCAAAAAUACCCCAAAACCACCACAGAAACUGCACAAAACAACAGCCCAAAAACAGCCCAAAACUGCCCAAAAACGGCCCAAAAUCAGCGAGUACGUGGACAUCAACGUCACCGACCAGGUACCCCAGACUGCCCCAAAACACCCCAAAAAUACCCCAAAACCACCCCAGAAACUGCCCAAAACAACAGCCCAAAACUGCCCCAAAAUCGCCCA